AUGUCCUCGCUGACCUACAUCAACGAACCCGGUGCUGGCCAAAAGCACAGCGACCUGUGCCACUACUCCCAGGCCGUCCUCCUCCCUGGAAACAUCGUUAAAUGCGCCGGACAGGGUGGCUGGACCAACUCUGGUGAUCUCGACGCCGAAAAUGUCCGCGGUCAGGUCGACCUUGCCUUUGAGAAUGUCGAUCGGGCCGCGGGUCUGAGAGGAUGGGAAGAUGUCUACCUUGUCCGCUCGUACCAUGUCGAUAUGGGGUCUUCUUACGAUUAUGUGGUUGAAAAGCUCAAGACGCGUAUCCCCGGACACCGCCCUGUUUGGACUGCUAUUGCUGUCCCUCGCCUUGCUUUCCCGGCGAUGCGGAUUGAGAUUGAGGUGGAGGCAUUCAAGUCUCAAUCAUAG
Aspergillus calidoustus is the source of this 402-nucleotide messenger RNA. NCBI's taxonomy places the organism in Eukaryota, Fungi, Ascomycota, Eurotiomycetes, Eurotiales, Aspergillaceae. The record is from the annotation of a GenBank genome assembly.